AUGCACAUCCUGGUCACCAACGACGACGGCCCGCCGUCGAGCAAGGCGUCGCCCUACAUCCACUCCUUUGUCAACCACCUCAAGGCCGCCGGCCACGAUGUAUCCGUCUGCCUGCCCAACACGCAGCGCUCGUGGAUUGGCAAGGCGCACAUGAUUGGCCAGACGCUAAAGCCGCUGUACUUUCGCCCGUCGGCUAGCGUCUACGGCGACGACACCGAGGGCACCACCAACACACGCCCGGACACAUCCGGCGCGGCGGGCGACGACGACGAGGAAUGGAUUCUGGUAGACGGCACGCCCGCGUCGUGCGUGCAGAUUGGCCUGAACCACUUCUUCCACCACAAGGGGCCGGUCGACCUCGUCGUCAGCGGGCCCAACUACGGCCGCAACACGACGGCUAUUUUCGCGCUCAGCUCCGGCACUCUCGGCGGCGCGCUCGAGGCGGCCGUCUGCAAGGUCAACGCGAUUGCCGUCAGCUUUGCCUUUUUCUCGCGCAACCACGACCCCGUCAUCAUCGACGCGGCGUGCCGUCAGAGCGUCAAGGUCAUCAACGGGCUGUACAAGCAAUGGCCGACCGACGGCAGCGUGGAUCUGUAUAGCGUCAACGUGCCUCUUGUAGAGGCCGUGGACACGCGCAAGAUUUAUCUGACUAAAAUGUUGCAAAAUUACUGGCAGGCCGGUGGCUGCUUCGAGGAGAUUGACGACCCCAGCGCUGCGGACCCCAACCAGGAAGAGGCCAAGAUCCGAGAGGAAGAUUCGUCAGCAGCUCCGGACAAGAAGGCUAGUGGCACAGGACACAAGCAUAAGCACUUCAAAUGGGCUCCGAGAUUCACCGACGUCUACACCAGUGUGGAGGAGGCUGGACCUGGAUCCGACGGAUGGGUAGUCAAAGAAGGUCACACCAGUGUGACACCUCUCAAGGCAAACUUUGCCCAGGCUGAUGUAGGAGACGGCCAACAAGAGCUGAAUUUUUCAGAGCCUGCUGUGCAGGAAGAAAGCAGCGUACUAGUCAUGAGAGAGAAGCAAAAGGAUAGCACCGAUUCCGGCAAGAUUCAAGCGUUUGUCGCAUACGAAGACGACUAUGUGCAACCACUCAUCGUAUCUGCGCUCAAGUCACUCCUGCCAGACGACGUGAUGGACUUAAUCACUGCUGUGACGAGCUCCGACGACGGCGCGUUUUCUGCGUCACGCGCGCUUUCGUCGCCCCGUGGCCGGGCGCUGCAAAUCAUGCCAUACGAGACUCUCGACUUUGACCACGCCUCUGCCCACCCUGAUUCCUACAUGAUCAACAGCUACAUGAUUCGCAAGGCGCUGAUCCGCAAGCACUAUCUCUCGACGACGGUCGAGCACUGGGUCGCCAAGAAGCCGGAUUCGGUGCUCAAGACGCACGUGAAGCGCAGCGAGGCGUUCGAGGUUGACUAUGCCGAGUUCCUGGACGACGCCCUCGUUGAAGCAUUUGAUCUUCGUGAAAGCCUUGCUCGAAACGAUGCGCUGGAUUCGGACCCGGCGGCGCCGGCGGCGCCGCAGGACAGGGAGUGGUGGAUAUUGAAGCCCGGCAUGAGCGACAGAGGGCAGGGCAUCCGCCUGUUUAGCACAAUGGACGAGCUGCAGGCCAUUUUUGACGGGUGGGAGGAGGACCAGCCCGACACCGAUGAGGAGGAGGAGGAGGAGGAGGAGGCAGUCGCGGCGACGGCGGAUCAGGUCAACGAUGAUGACGAAAAGGACUACAUUACCACCUCGCACUUGCGGCACUUUGUCGCUCAACCGUACAUCCACCCGCCGCUGCUGCUCCGCGACGGCGGCCACAAGUUUCACAUCCGCACCUACGUCCUCUGUGUCGGCAGCCUCCGCGUCUUUGUCUACCGGCCGAUGCUCGCCCUCUUUGCGGGCAAGCCGUACCGCGCGCCGUGGGAGGCGCCCGACGACCCAGACACCUUUCUGACCAACACGUGCCUGCAGCAGGACGCGGAAUCCGCCGCGACGGUGCGGCGCUUCUGGUCGCUCGACGAGGUGCCCGCGGCGAGGAGGGAGGACGUCUUUGCGCAGGUGUGCGCCGUGACGGGCGACGUGUUUGAGGGCGCGGCGCGCGCGAUGCCCGUCCACUUCCAGCCGCUGCCCAACGCGUUUGAGGUGUUCGGGCUCGACUUUUUGGUGGAUGCGCGGGGGCGGGCGUGGCUGCUCGAGGUGAAUGCGUUUCCGGAUUUCAAGCAGACGGGCGCCGACUUGGAGGGCAUCGUGGCGGGCUUCUGGAGAGGUGUGGUGCGCGAGGCGGUCGUGCCGUUUUUCGGAAUCGAUGAGAAGAAGAAGAAGCUGCUGGGAGGUGGCGGUAGUAGGGAGGAGCGCGGGGAUAUGGUGUGUGUGCGGGAUGUAGACUUGGGCCGGCGGUGA
Beauveria bassiana ARSEF 2860 is the source of this 2388-nucleotide messenger RNA. RefSeq names its product 5'/3'-nucleotidase SurE. Gene Ontology annotation, biological process: protein modification process. Gene Ontology annotation, molecular function: hydrolase activity. The record is from RefSeq and is a predicted model, not a curated record. The transcript is spliced from 3 exons. Lineage: Eukaryota; Fungi; Ascomycota; Sordariomycetes; Hypocreales; Cordycipitaceae. Gene Ontology annotation, cellular component: P-body. Bases 1 to 2388 code for a protein of 795 amino acids.